UAUCAUGUUUGAUUACGGUAAUAACUCUCAUCGUCGCUAUAACCCUCUUACAAAGUCAUGGGUUCUCUGUUCUCCCCAUCGUACACAAAGACCUUGGCAAGGACAACAAGAAGGUGGAGAUAUUGAACAAAGACCUGAAUAUGAUCCCAAGUGCUAUCUCUGUCCUGGAAACGAAAGAGCCAAUGGCGAAAAGAACCCCAAGUAUGAUACUACUUUUCGUUUCCCCAAUGAUUUCGCUGCAGUCAAGGCAGAUCAACCAGAGCUUGAAGCCAACGACGAUGAUUUAAUCAAGGUAGAAGGUGUCCGUGGGGAAUGUCACGUCAUUUGCUUUUCUCCUCGUCAUGACUUGACGCUUGCUGAAAUGUCUGUUGAGGACGUCAAGAAGGUGGUCGAUAUUUGGACUGAUAGCUACCAAGAGAUGAAAAAGAAGUCUUUUGUUAACCAUGUUCAGAUUUUUGAAAACAAAGGUGCUGCGAUGGGCUGCUCAAACCCUCAUCCUCAUGGACAAAUGUGGUGUACUGAACGUGUACCUGAAGAACCCGGUAAGGAAUUGAUUUCUUUGAGAGAAUACCAAGAAAAACAUCAAGGCAAGUGUUUGUUAUGUGAUUAUGCUCAACGCGAAUUGAGUGAUCCUGAGCGCAAGCGUACUGUAUUUGAGAAUGGUACCUUUUUGGUGGUAGUUCCUUUUUGGGCUGUUUGGCCAUUUGAAGUCAUGGUGUUACCUAAGGUUCACAUUGGCUCUUUGCCCGAAAUGGAUGAAAAACAGAAAGAAGACCUUGCUGAUGCUGUUCGUCGUGUCACUUGUCGCUAUGACAAUCUCUUCCAAACAAGUUUCCCUUACUCUAUGGGGAUUCAUCAAAAGCCUUUGAAUGGUGAAUACCAUUACGCUCACCUUCAUCUUCACUACUAUCCUCCUCUUCUUAGAAGUGCUACUGUCCGCAAAUUCCUUGUAGGUUAUGAAAUGUUGGGUGAGCCUCAACGUGAUUUGACACCUGAACAAGCUGCUAGUCGUCUUAGAGAACUCCCUGAAGUUCAUUACAAAUCUCAGCUCAAGAAUUAGACUCUCUUUCUCUCUUUUUUGUAAUAUAGCAUAUACAUAAUAAACCACGCACAAUUUGUUAAUAUCUUGAUGAUAAUACUCCUUGUCCUAUCGACACUGUUUUUUUUUAUCAACAAAUAAAGUUGACUUUAUUCCAAGUUGCAAAUAAACACA
This is a messenger RNA of Gilbertella persicaria, 1213 nucleotides long. Its product is annotated as galactose-1-phosphate uridylyltransferase. Gene Ontology annotation, cellular component: cytoplasm. NCBI's taxonomy places the organism in Eukaryota, Fungi, Mucoromycota, Mucoromycetes, Mucorales, Choanephoraceae. The record is from RefSeq and is a predicted model, not a curated record. The coding region runs from base 5 to 1060 and encodes 351 amino acids. Gene Ontology annotation, molecular function: UDP-glucose:hexose-1-phosphate uridylyltransferase activity; zinc ion binding. The transcript has a single exon. Gene Ontology annotation, biological process: beta-D-galactose catabolic process via UDP-galactose, Leloir pathway.